Messenger RNA from Camellia sinensis, 2576 nucleotides. RefSeq names its product protein NARROW LEAF 1. Lineage: Eukaryota; Viridiplantae; Streptophyta; Magnoliopsida; Ericales; Theaceae. The record is from RefSeq and is a predicted model, not a curated record.
ACAGAGUAGAGAUAUUUAUAUGUGUUUCUCUCUCUAAAUAUAUAGCUGUCUCUUUCCUUCUCUCUCUCUCUCACACACAGACCAUCGUAAUUUCAAUUCAGACUGGGAAAAUGGGAUUAUGAUUUUUUAGAGAUUCCAUUUGUGUCAUCUGAUCUGGAAGGUGGGUGUGGUCUUAAUUGUAUAUUAGGGCAUGAAAAUCUGCAAGGGGAUUUGUUCUGAAUCUUUUAUUCUCAGCUCCACCAUUGUUGAUUGGAGUCCACUCUAGAUUGGUCCAAUUUUGUUCGGUUUUAAUGGAGUGUGCGGAUAAGGCGUUGGAGUGAAAGAUGGAUAGGGGUAGAUUGGAUUUAAGAUUUCAUCACUCUGGUUCCACACCAUCAGAGGAAUCAGCUUUGGACUUGGAAAAAGCCUACAGUAAUCAUACCAAUCUGCCUUCGUCCAGUCCACCAUCACUACAAGCUUUCACAUCAAGUAAUCAACAUUCCGAGAGCAAUGCAGCCUACUUCUCAUGGCCCACUUCGAGUCGGUUAACUGAUGCAGCUGAAGAUAGGGAAAAUUACUUUGGAAACCUUCAGAAGGGGGUUCUGCCUGAAACUCAAGGGCGACUGCCUACGGGGCAGCAAGCUACCACGUUGCUUGAACUGAUGACCAUUAGGGCAUUUCAUAGCAAGAUCUUGCGCCGUUUCAGUCUUGGCACAGCAAUUGGAUUUCGGAUUCGUCGGGGUGUUUUAACUGAUAUACCAGCUAUUCUUGUCUUUGUUGCUCGGAAAGUUCACAGACAAUGGCUCAACCAUAUUCAGUGUCUACCCACUGCUCUUGAGGGACCUGGUGGUGUAUGGUGUGAUGUUGAUGUUGUAGAAUUCUCUUACUUCGGUGCACCUGCAGCGACUCCAAAAGAACAAUUGUAUAAUGAGCUUGUAGAUGGCUUGCGGGGAAGUGAUCCAUACAUUGGUUCUGGUUCCCAGGUUGCGAGCCAAGAAACAUAUGGAACCUUGGGGGCUAUUGUAAAGAGCCGAACAGGAAAUCAGCAGGUCGGCUUCCUCACAAAUCGACAUGUGGCUGUUGAUCUGGACUACCCAAACCAGAAAAUGUUUCAUCCCCAGCCUCCAAGCAUUGGACCUGGGGUGUAUCUGGGUGCUGUGGAAAGAGCAACAUCAUUCAUAACAGAUGAUCUUUGGUAUGGCAUCUUUGCCGGAACAAACCCAGAAACAUUUGUUCGAGCUGAUGGGGCGUUCAUUCCUUUCACUGAAGAUUUUGACAUGUCCAAUGUAAGGAUACCCGUUAAAGGUAUAGGUGAGAUUGGUGAUGUCAAUGACAUAGACUUGCAGUCACCAAUCAACAGUCUUAUUGGCAGACAAGUGGUAAAAGUUGGAAGAAGCUCUGGUUUGACUACCGGGACCAUAAUGGCGUAUGCCCUAGAGUACAAUGAUGAGAAAGGGAUUUGUUUCUUUACUGAUUUUCUUGUGGUUGGCGAGAAUCAACAGACGUUUGACCUUGAAGGUGAUAGUGGAAGCCUCAUUCUCUUAACAGGUCAAAAUGGGGAGAAACCACGGCCUGUUGGGAUCAUUUGGGGUGGGACAGCUAAUCGAGGUCGGUUGAAAUUGAAAGUUGGUGAACCUCCGGAGAAUUGGACUAGUGGAGUUGAUCUUGGGCGCCUUCUUGAUCUUCUUGAACUUGAUCUGGUUACAACCUGUGACGGGCUUCAAGCUGCACUGCAAGAGCAAAGAAAUGCUUCUGCAGUGGGCAUGGAUUCUACCGUGGGAGAAUCAUCUCCCCCUGACCGGUUGCAACUGAAAGAUAAAAUUGGUGAGAACUAUGAGCCUCUCGGCCUACACAUUUGGCAAGUGCCUAUUGAAGGUGAGUCCCAUCGGGGCCCAACCCCGUCAUUCAUGAACGGAAAUUUUCCCAAUGAAGCCGGUACUGAAGCAGCUCCCAAUUUAGAGCACCAGUUUAUUCCAAGUUUUACUGAAAGAUCUGCGGCACAUGAGAACAAUCAACAGGGAAACACAGAAUCAAAAAACCUAGCAGCAUUAAGGAGUGGUUCUGAUGAAGAGAUUUCUGUUUUGUUGCAGUUGGGCGAGCCAGAACCAAAGAGAAGAAAGCAAUCGGAUUCUGAUUCUCCACUAGGCGUAGAAGACCAAAAACCCAAAAUGAAAUAAAGGUAACUGCCUCGUGUUGAGAAUUCUUUUGGAGAGUUGAGUUAAGAUUCUCGGGUCUUUAAUUUUGAAUUGUAUCUGAAAUUUGAAAUUGCAGGGAGGAACCCGGGUUGAGCCUCCGAGUAGAUAAAUUAUUAUUUAUUAUUUGAUACUUUUAGCAUAUCUUGGUCAAAUUACAAAAUUAGGUUACAUAAGUGGGGAUAUACAGCAUUUGAGGGGGGGAAAUGUACAUUUUCUUCUUUGAUUUGUAUAAUUUUGUUCAAAGUUUAUUUGUACCAUAGACACCGCGCGGGGGGGAAUCCAAUUUUACCCUUUGGAUGGGAAAGUGCUUUGGUGAAAUUGGUGGCAAAAUAGUGCCCUCUUUGUUUAAAUGUUACUGGAGACAAAUUGCAGUGAAAUAAAGAAUGUGGCCUUGCCAAUAAU